Messenger RNA from Scatophagus argus, 4173 nucleotides. RefSeq names its product trafficking protein particle complex subunit 10 (gene trappc10). The record is from RefSeq and is a predicted model, not a curated record. Gene Ontology annotation, biological process: early endosome to Golgi transport; intra-Golgi vesicle-mediated transport. The transcript is spliced from 23 exons. NCBI's taxonomy places the organism in Eukaryota, Metazoa, Chordata, Actinopteri, Scatophagidae. Gene Ontology annotation, cellular component: TRAPPII protein complex. Gene Ontology annotation, molecular function: protein binding. The coding region runs from base 135 to 3926 and encodes 1263 amino acids.
AAAGUUUACGCACUUCCCGGAAGUGCAGAGGGGACACAGGCCCCAUCGAUUCAACACAACUGCAUACUUAAGCAUUUACUAAUGAUAAAGCUCUGUUUGUAUGUCAUUUUCAUGGAGUACGACCGCUAACAUCUAUGGAGUGUCAAGAGGAAAGGCCGAUCAUCUACACUAUGGAAAACAAGCCGAUUGUGACAUGUGCUGGAGACCAGAGCUUGUUUACGUCUCUCUAUACCUCAUUGGCCCAACAACUUCCCAGGGAGCCAAUGGAGUGGAGGAGGACAUACGGCCGUGCACCAAAAAUGAUCCACCUUGAAGCUAAUUUUGUCCAGUUUAAAGAGGAGCUGCUCCCCAAGGAGGGCAACAAGGCUCUCCUUACCUUCCCCUUCCUCCACAUCUACUGGACUGACUGCUGUGAUACAGAAGUAUAUAAAACCUCAGUGAAGGAGGACAUGAUGAGAUGGCAGAACAGCUUGCGCGUUCAUGGUUCAGCAGACUGGGUCAUCAUCGUCGUGGAGACCAACGAUAAUAAGAAGAAGAACAAGACCAAUAUCCUUCCACGGUCAUCCAUCGUAGACAAGAUCCGCAGCGAUUUUUGCAACAAGCAGAACGACAGGUGUGUCGUCCUGUCGGAUCCUCUGAAGGACUCGUCACGGUCGCAGGAAUCCUGGAACUCCUUGCUGCUCAAGCUGCGAACCCUCCUCCUCAUGUCCUUCACCAAAAACCUGGGCCGCUUUGAAGAUGACAUGCGUACGCUCAGAGAGAAACGUACCCAACCUGGCUGGAGCUUCUGUGAAUACUUCAUGGUCCAGGAAGAGCUGGCCUUUGUUUUUGAGAUGCUGCAGCAGUUUGAAGAUGCCUUGGUCCAGUAUGAUGAACUGGAUGCUCUUUUUACCCAGUAUGUCCUUAACUUUGGAGCUGGAGAUACAGCCAACUGGCUCGGCUCAUUCUGCGCCCCAGUGCGUAGCUGGAGCGGCCUGCUGCUUCGACGGCCCAUUGACAUGGAGAAGAGGGAUGGGAUCCAGCGUGGUGAAGCCAGCCUGUUAGAUCUGAGGAGUUACCUGUUCUCCCGCCAGUGCACCUUACUCAUCUUCCUCCAGAGGCCCUGGGAGGUCACCCAGAGAGCCUUGGAGUUGCUGCACAACUGUGUUCAGGAGCUACGCCUGCUAGAGGUGUCUGUGCUAGAGGGAGCCCUUGACUGCUGGGUGUUUCUCAGCUGCUUGGAGGUUCUACACAGGAUCGAGGGCUGUUGUGAUCAAGUCCAGUUGGCUGCAAACUGCUCCCAUACAGUUGGACUGUGGGCUUAUGCAACCGACAAGCUGAAGUCCCUGGGGGAACUCUGUGGCCUGGUGUCAGAGAAGGGACCCACAUCUGAGGAUCUGAACAGGACUGUGGAUCUGCUGGCCGGAUUGGGAGAUGAGAGGCCUGAGACUGUCAACAGUUUGCAGAGCCCUUACAAAAAGCUGAAAGAAGCUUUGUCAUCUGUGGAAGCUUUUGAAAGGCACUAUCUUGAGCUCUCUCAUGCUGCUUUGGAGAUGUACAGGGCCAUCGGCCGGCUGAGGUCCGCCAGACUGGUGGGAAAAAGUCUUGCUGAGUUCUACAUGAGGAAGGGAGACCCUGAGCGGGCAGAAAGCUUCUUACAGGAAGCUCUGAAGUCAUACUUGUCAGAAGGUUGGAGCCUCCCCGUCACUCACACCAGGAAAAAAAUCUCUGAGUGUCAGAAACUGCUGGGCAGAACUGAUGACUACCUGCAGACCAGUGCCUUGUUAGCCGGUGAUGUCAACCUGACCACAGAAGAGAGGAAGCACUUUUGUCAAGAAAUUCUGACAUUUGCUGGCAAGUCUGGAGACCAGUCGCACAAAGUGACUCUCAGCAUGGGUGUUUUUACUCAGCUCACACGGCUACAGUUCCAUCCAGCCACAGCCUCAGUGCACUCUGGAGCCGUCCUGCAGGUGGAGCUCACUCUGCGAUGUUUGAUGCCCGUGCCAGUGCGUGUACAGCAACUAGUUGUUAGCAUUCACUUUGACCUGGACCGCGGAGGGACUAAUGGAAGGUCGAAGGGAGCUCAGAGGCAAACAAACCCAGGGACAGUAGAGUUUCACCAUGGCAGCUUGUCAGCAGGGCCCCCCUCCUCAGCUGCUGGUCCCUCUUUAGAACUAGAUGAGAUUCAGGACAGGAGUCCUUCGGACAAUUCUCUCAACUCCACGGGAGUGGUGUGUAAAAACACUCAUCUGGUUAUGCGUCGUCAUGACAGCAACUCGCCGCCGGACACGCCCAAUUGUGUCAGCCCUCCUGCGGUUACCAUCAAGGAAGGCGCACAGAUGCUCAAAGUGCAGGAUGUAACAUUGGAGCCCGGGAAUAACAGCAUCAUAUUGACAGCACCAAGUGGACAGCCAGGUACUUACACACUGCGUCAGCUGUUUGCCACAGUGGGUCAGGUGCAGUUUGUGCUCCCUCAUAUCUACCCAUCAGUCCAGUAUGAAGUCUAUUCUCAGGAGCCCCAACUCACCGUGGAACCUCUCUCAGAGCCCCUGCUGGCCGGUCUGCCUCAGAUGGUGAAGUUUACUCUGUUGACGGGUCACUACACUGUGAAGAAAGGAGACGCUCUGCAGCUCAGCAACACAGACACCAUGCCCAUCCUGCCCUCCACCAGCUGCACCGCCCGCAUCAGCAACCCUACUGCUGAGUUGGUGGGUGAAAGCAUCCUGUCCAUUCAGUCGUCUGAGAAGGUGACCAGCAUCAGCCUGCCCCCCACCCCUCCUUAUCACACUCUGGAGUUCCAGCUGGAGGUUCUGUGUGUCAUCCCGUCUGGUACCGACCGGGCCGCCAAUGAGAGGCUGACCAAUGGGGAGGUGCGACAUCGACCACGCAGCUACAGUCACCCUGACACACCCAUGACCGCCAUCGACCAGAGGAUGUCCAUCGACUGUCCGUGGUCUAUCUACUCUACGCUGCUUGCUCUCACCUUCUACAUCCCCUUCAAGACCAAACACUCACUCCUUUCUGCUGGUAACAGGAAGUACAUCCAGGUGUGCGUGCAGAAUGUGUCAGAUGUGAACUUCACGCUGGCAGAAGUAAAGCUGACAGAGAAGCAGCAUGCAUCACUAGAGCUGCAGUCCCUCAACACUAAAAAACAACAGCUUUUGUGCAGUAAGCACACAGUCUUCUGCUUGUGGGAGGUGAGGUGGAAGGACGACUUGCCCUCCUGUCUCCAGUGUGUUUUCUCUGCAGACUUCUCUCCGCUCAACCAAGACAUUUCUUCCUUCAAACCCUUUCACUACCAGUUCCAGCUUGAGAGAGUCACUACGUUGUACAGCGUGCGAGCUGAGAUCUUGCCUCCUGCUGGUGAGCAACACUGUCGCUCUGGUUUACUCUGUGGGCUGGAGAUGUGUAUAACACGACUGACUGAACCUGCUGAGGGGGAGAUGGCAGAGGACAGCAAGACUGACACUGAUGGUCUCAAAACCACCAAACUCAUGUAUGAAGUGGCUGACAGCAACAGUAACUGGGCUGUGUGUGGGAAGAGUUCAGGGCUGGUGUCGAUGCCUUUGGCGGCCAGGGCCACCCACAAGGUGCAGAUCGAGGUGAUGCCUCUCUUUGCAGGACACCUGCCCUUCCCCAAGAUCAAAGUGCUCAAGUACCUGCCUCACACUGCAGCAGUGGCCAUCCAACCGGACCCUGACAGCUGCGUGGAGAACGACAGUCUGUCCCUGCUGGACAAGACGCUGGAUGACCAGGCGGACACGGCGAGCAUCCGCAGCCGGGGCAGUGUGCACUCUGUGGGCAGCGGCGACCAACAGCAGAAGGGCGUGGCAAUGCCGCGCCUGGAGCCCUUCAGCCCCGGACAGGUGUUCAACCACAGCCACACGCGGCAGGUCCUGGUGCUGCCCGCCACCGACGACCACAUCAUGGAGGUCAAUGCUACAUGACCCUGGUGGGGAAACCACCCGCCAUGUUCUUACAGAACUGAACCCAGUCCCUGGACAGACUCUGCUGAGCCUUUGCUUUGGGGCAAAUCGGGUCCAUGAGUCCAUGUCAAAGACAGCUGCAGGUUUACCGGUAUGGACUCACCCCCUAAGCAUGAAACGUUCACAUCACUGGAGACAUUAUGGACUAGACACAGUGACGAGCAAUGACAUCUGCUGAUAAGAUUUAAAUAAAGAUUUUUCUUUGCCA